This is a messenger RNA of Ostrea edulis (European flat oyster), 9606 nucleotides long. RefSeq names its product inverted formin-2-like. Gene Ontology annotation, biological process: actin cytoskeleton organization. Lineage: Eukaryota; Metazoa; Mollusca; Bivalvia; Ostreida; Ostreidae. The coding region runs from base 5935 to 8916 and encodes 993 amino acids. The record is from RefSeq and is a predicted model, not a curated record. The transcript has 14 exons. Gene Ontology annotation, molecular function: actin binding; small GTPase binding.
GACGUCAAUACUCAUGCCUCACUUUAAGAAAAAAACUUUAACCAGGGCUAUAUCUUUUGAACCAAGGGGGAUAGGGUUUUGAUAUUUCACGUAUAGAUACCUCAUGAAGAUACAUUUCUUUUGGUAUCAAAACGUUUGACCUUGGACUUUUACCUAUUUUUUAAAAACUUUAACCUUGGCUAUAUGUUUUGAACUAAGGGGGAGAUAAGGCUUUGAUAUUUCACACAUAGAUGCCUAAGCAUCAGACCUUUCAUUUGGUACCUAGAGUUUGACCUAGUGAUCUUUACUAUGGGCUUUGACCAACUUCUUUAAAAAAAAAACAUAGAGAAGCCUCAUGGAGAGACCCUUCUUUUUGGUAUCAAGAGGUUUGACCUAGUGACCUUGACCUUUAACCUAUUUUUCAAAAACUUUUACUUGGGAUAUUUCUAUUGAACCAAGGGUGAUAGGGCUUUGAUAUUUUAAAUAUAGAUGCCUCAUUACAAGAUAUUUCUUUUGGUACCAGAACUGUUGACCUUGGACUUUGACCUACUUUUCAAAAACUUUAACCUUGGUUAUAUCUUUUGAACCAAGAGGGAUAUGGAUUUGAUAUUUCAUAUUCAGAUGCCUCACAAUCAGGCCUUUCAUAUAGUACAAAAAAUGACCUAGUUACCUUGGACUUUGACCUACUUUUUAAAAACUCUAACCUUUUGAACUAAAGGGGACAGGUUAAAUAAAGUCAUACUUCCCAGCAAGCUAUGUUGUCUUCUGAAAACUCUUUGUUUUGUUUUAUUACAUGUAUUUUGUUAGCAUUUUGUAAAUCACUAAACACAUUAUUUGUAUUGAUAUUUAGAUUGCAUUGUUUUCUGUGAGUUUGAAAUUUUUUAGUGGUGGAAUUACAUGACAAAAUAAAUCUUCUUUUUUUUAUAUAUAUAUACAUGUACAUGUAUUUGAAAAUUGAAUUAUGUUUUUUCUUUUGAUAUUUUCACAAUGAAUGUAUACUGCAAAUGUGUAUAUUGAUUUUUAUUAUUAUAUGUACAUUCAUACAAUCAUCAUGAGCUCUUCAUUUUCUUUCUGUUGUCGUAUAUUAUUUAGUAAGGCUUUUGGAUAUUUUGUUGCCCCCCCCCCCCCCCCCCUUCUAAGUAAAAUGUUGAUUUUUAGUACAAAGAAAAGUGACCCAUAGAAAAUUUGUUGAAGGGUGAUCAUAAUCUACAUUGGAUAUUUUGGACAUUACAAUUUUCACUUUAUUUGCAUGUUAAGAAAAACGUAAUGAAAUAGAUUGAGAGAUAUUAGAUGUAAAAAUGUCAUUAGUCAGGGAAAAUGUUUUAUUUUUCAUUUCUUUGCAUGUCUAGUUUCAAUUUCUGAUAAUACCAGUAUGAUAUUGACUGCAAUCACCAUCUUAGAAUGUUUACUUCAACAAUCACCACAUUUUACUUUUAGCUCCUCAAAUAAUCCGCAGUUAACUUAACUCUGUUAUAAGUUAAGAAUAAAGUUAAUUUCUAAUUCUUACAGAAUUAAAUAUAGUAUGUGUAUUCUCUCCAAAUUCAUGCAUUUUGUACAAUUUUCUUUUGAAUGUGCAGUUAAUUUUUUAUUAUUAGUAAAAUUACUUGAAGUGGAAAAGACAUUAUACAUCUAAUGAGUGUCUUCAAAGUGCCUUAGAUUUAGUUGACAAUAUUGAUAUUUAGAAUUAAUAUAUUUAUUGAUUUUAAUUCCUAUGGUAGAAUAGGAAAUAAAAUUCAGUGUUGAUUCUGUUUAUGCUGAAGAAUGCAAUUGGUACAAAUUAUCUUUGUGUUAAUUUGAUACAAAUUCUCUCUGUGUUAAUUUGAUACAAAUUCUCUCUGUGUUAACUUGGUGCAUAUUGCUUCUAGAACUGUUCAGAUACUGAGGUUGUUGUAUAAAGAUCUAUAUACUGAGGAAUGACCUUUAUGUACUAUUUGUUUAUACUAUUUGUUUUACUAUUCAGAUCUGUUAUUGUUUUAAGUUACCAUGCAUUUAUAGUAUUUUGAUCACAUUUUUUACAGUUGUCUGUGUUCAUGUAACGUACAUAUGUCUCCAAUGGCCAACACAUUGUUGGCUAUUUAUCUGAAAUUUAAUAUUUACAUUCAAUAUUAUGAAAUUGUGUAAAGAUUGUUAUAAAAGGUAUCUUUUUCUUUUUCUAAAUAAAAGAAUGGAAUGGAGUAAAUUGAUAGAACUUGCUCCUAAUCCUUGUAUAUAUGCAGUGGUGGAUCUAAAAGUAGUAGAAGGGAGGGUAUGGGGUUAAAUAUUUGGUAAACUAUUUUAUUUAUAUAACAGAAAAUGUCAUUUUUAGCUAUUUAGGUGUCCCCCUCUACUUUUAGGUCAGACAAGGGACAUUUGCCCCCUCCCCUCUUCUCCACUUUAAGGGCAGAAAAUGUACGCACCCCCUUGAAAAUUUUCUUGACCCGACCCGUAUAAAAGCAACAUCAUUCAUCGGCUGCAUUUAAUGUAGGUUGUAGGUUUCUACUGUUUGCAAUAUUAUAGUGCUGUUAUAUUUUUAGGUCACCUGAAUUCAUUCAGGUGACCUAUUGCUAUCUGUUUUUGUCCGUCGUCGUGCGUUAACAUUUGAACAUUUUCAGCUUCUUCUCUGAAAUCCCUGAACCAAUUUCAACCAAUUUUGGCAUAUAGCAUCUGUGGGUGAAGGGGAACAAAAAUUGUGAAAUUCGUGGUCCCUGCCCCCCUGGGGCCUGAGGGGUGGGGCAAAAACCAUCAAAAUGAGUGUAAUUUUAAAAAAUCUUCUUCUUUACUCCUGGACAUCAAGAAGCCAAACUGUGGGCAUAAUUAUAAUGAGCAUUGAGCCCUCUACCAAAAUUGUGAAAUUCAUGGCCCCUGGGGCAGGGGUUCUUGUGUUAGGGUGGGGCUCUAUUGGUCAUAUAGUGAAAAUGUAGAAAUUCUUUGAAAAUCUUCUCUGUCUCUGGGUAUUAAGUAGACAAACUAAUAGCAUGGUAAUGAUGAGCAAGGAUGCCUCUUUAUACCCCCCACAACUUGGGGGGGGUAUACUGGAAUCGAGUUGUCCGUCCGUCCGUCCGUCCGUCUGUAGACGCAAUGGUUUCCGGGCUCUAAAGCAUUAUCCUUUCCACCUACCGUCACCAUAUCAUAUAUAUGGACUACCCAUGGGAUGAAGAUGUUCCCUAUCGAUUUUGAGGUCAAAGGUCAAGCACACUGGACAUCGAAGUAGCAAUAUGGUUUCCGGGCUCUAAAGUGUUAUCCUUUCCACCUACAGUCACCAUAUCAUACAUAUGGACUACCCAUAGGAUGAAGAUGUUCCCUAUCGAUUUUAGGGUCAAAAGGUCAAAGGUCAAGUGCACUGGACAUUGAAGUAGCAAUAUGGUUUCCGGGCUCUAAAGCGUUAUCCUUUCCACCUACAGUCACCAUAUCAUAUAUAUGGACUACUAAUGGGAUGAAGAUGAUCCCUAUCGAUUUUGGGGUCAAAAGGUCAAAGGUCACGCGCACUGGACAUUGAAGUAGCAAUAUGGUUUCCGGGCUCUAAAGCGUUAUCCUUUCCACCUACAGUCACCAUAUCAUACAUAUGGACUACCCAUGGGAUGAAGAUGUUCCCUAUCGACUUUGGGGUCAAAGGUCAUGCGCACUGGACAUUGAAGUAGCAACACUCAGAAAAGAGGUAGUUUAUACCUAUUACCAACACCCUUUGGGAGAUUGGGGUAAGCAGGGGGGGGGGGGGGGGGUAUUCUUAGUGAGCAUUGCUCACAGUACCUCUUGUUAAAAAUUGUGAAAUUCAUGGCCCCUGGAUCAGGGGUUCUGGUGCUAGGGUGGGGCUCUAUAAGUCAUAUAGUGAAAAUGCAUUAUUUCUUUGAAAAUCUUCUUCUCUGUCCUUGGGUAUUAAGUAGACAAACCAAUAGCAUGAUUAUGAUGAGCAAGGAUGCCUCUUUCAAAAUUGUGAAAUUUAUGGCCCCUGGGUCAGGGGUUCUGGUAUUGGGGUGGGGCCCUAUUGAUCAUAUAGUGAAAAUGCAUUUUAUUUCUUUGAAAAUCUUCUCCUCUGCUGCUGGGUAUUAAGUAGACAAACUAAUAGUAUGAUAAUGAUGAUCAAGGAUGCUUCUUUUAAAACUGAAAUUUAUGGCCCCUGGGUCAGGGGUUCUGGUGCAAAGGCGGGGCUGACCACAUAGCUAUUCAGUGUUUCUUCCAUCCAAAAGUAAAAUUCUUAUAUUUAAACACAAACCUAAUUCAAACAUUGGAAGGUUGUUACAUGAUACUCAGGUGACCUAUAAGGCCCCUGGGCCUCUUGUUGUGAAUUACCACCAGAACUGACAUUUUAAAACUAUCACAUUUGCAUAGUGGUACUAUGUCAAAUAAUAUGAAGAAUGUUUCAAUAAAGAAAUAUUUAGAUAUUUUGGUUAUAUUUUUUAUUGUUAGAUUCAGGAAAUUUGCUCAAAAAAGUGCUGUACUUAUAGUAAGAUUAAAAUGAAUACUGUGGUUUUUGGUUUUUUUUUCGCUUUGUAAUAAAGGAAGUCUGAAAUAUGCUGAAAAGGAUUCCAUCAGCCUAUGUCACAGUCAUGGAAUGCUUUUAUUUGUAGCGCUAAUUCAGAGUGAACAAGGAACAUGAAGAUUAGCACAGAUAACAAAAACAUUGUGUACAUGUGAUAUAUAUAAACAAAUAUAUAAACAGCGUCCCCAUGCAAUUUGCGUCACCUCAGCUGGCAUGUGUACUUUAAAUUUAGCCUGUCAAGUUUCAUGGUUAUUUUAAACAUGUAUUAAAACUUGCAAGGUGCAAGAACCACUCCAUUACAUGCUGCAUUAAGGAGAAUUUUUAUGAAGACGGAUGUUUUGGGGUUUUGUUUUUGUACAUAGCGAUACAGAUUGUGAUAGUAGGCUGUCUUUUACUUGAUGUAUCGUCAUUUUUCAGGGCCGUGACUACUACAGAACAAAACAGUCUAGACUAAAUUUAUACUCUCAAGCAUUUUAUCUUGGUUCAUCUGAAACAAAUCAUCUCAAAUAUAACAACAAAAAAGGCAUGAAAGGAAAUUUGAUAAACGCACGGUGUUUUUUCUUCCAUUUUAUAUCACUUUUUUAAAAUAUUUUGAAAAUAGUAAAUUGUAGAAGGGUGCAUUAGAUUCCGAGUUACUCUUUGAAACAAUCUCCAUGUACCUUGUGAACUACAAAGUUAAUCCAGAUUAACCCGGCGUAACACUGAGUUAAUUAACUCCCAAGUAUCCACACCCGGAGAGACCGGACAGGCGUCAAGUAGCACCUAUCACUAUUAUUCAAAACUAUAUACCUCAAAAUAAAACUCUGUUUUGAAAUUGUCAAUUUUCAACCGAGGAUAUUGUCCAAUUUGUGCACACAAUCUCUCUCUUCCUCUCUUACCUUUUUCUCUCUCCGGGGUUGUUUAUGUUUCAUUAAUCGGAAAACAAACGAAACAGUCUAUCUUUAUUCAUCACUUUCACAAUCAAGAUCAACCCACGAUAAAAUAUAAGAUUGCGAUAUUCAUGCUCAUUCCAAUAUUAUAUGAAUGGGUCAUUUUAUACGCCUCUCGUUCAAUCAGUGCAGGCCUGUUUUGUCCUCAUAUAUAUCCCACUUAUUUGUAUAACCUGCUUUAUGUAAAUGAAAUACAAUAUCUAAAACUGCGGAAAAUUAAUCAUGUGUAAUUCUUAUCAAGUGAACCAGAAACUUGCCAUCCAUGUCAGGAAGCUAGAAAACAAAGGAAAAAAAACAUUCUAUUUCAAGAGAAUGUUUGUUUUUCUUCGUUUGAGUCACUGAUGCAUCUCAGACAAGCACGCGCAUAUCGCGAGCAAGACGCUGUAUCAUUCGAGUGCGCAUACAUUAAGUAUUGGCGAUAACACGUAAGCUGGGAGUUUUACAAAAGCAAUGUGUUGAAGAGUGUGUGUGUAUAACAACUUUAUCAACUCAUUUCGUGGAUCUUUGAAAGGUGAAGGUAAAACUAGAGGUUUUCGGCUCAUAAAUCUUUUAACCUUCUGGUUAGUGAUAAUGACUUCCAUGAGGGAGGGCAUACCCGAGUCCAAAGGAGGACGGUUCAAUAAAAAGAAGAAACAGCAAAGGAUAAAGCGAUACAGGUCUGAUGGUUUUGUUGUGGGACUAGAGCUAGCCAACUCAGAAGAUGAACUGGACGCACCGGAAGGGUCAUCAGACGCCGUCCACUUCUUGGCCUGGCUUCGGAACCCCACCCUUCAGAAUUUGGUUAAGCUCAGAAAGAGCAUCAAACACAAUGACAGCGACUGGAUGACAGAGUUCCUGGAGUUUGACGGACUGGGACUGCUGUUUCAGUGUUUGAAGAAUCUCAGCUCUAGGGAGAGUCUGCAUUUGUCCGAAAUGGUCCUGAGGCUGGAAUGUAUCAUGUGCAUCAGGGAAGUGGCCAACUCUCAGACGGGUCUGGACUGUCUGCUGAAAACCAAGGGGCGCAAGGACAACAUAUUUGGAAGGAGGUUUGCCUCUGCAUUGGAAAAUAAGAACCUGAUGGUGAAGACUCAGAUCUUUGAAUUGUUGUCAGCUCUGUGUGUCUACUCCACGGAGGGCUUCUAUCUGACUCUAGAUGCCUUGGAAACCUAUCGAACAUGGCGGAAAUUACCUUACCGGUUCAGCAUCCUGAUCAAUGAACUACGGACAGCAAAUCUGGUGACGUACCGCACAACCAUCAUGGCUCUGAUCAAUGCAGUAGUGGUUGCUAACGAGAGCCUGCAGGAACGAGUCCGAAUAAGGAACGACUUUGUAUACAUCGGUAUUCUGGACACAAUUAUUACAUUACGAGAGGAUGACGACGCAGACUUAAAUCUUCAAUGUGACGUAUUUGAGGAGGAGCUGAGCGCGGACAUGGAGGCCAUGGAGGAGUUGAAACAAGCAGCAAAUGUCGAUAUUGGUGACCCGCAUGCACUCUUCAAAGCAAUACAUUCACGGGUAAAAAACUCACCGUUGUGUUCAUCAUUUCUCAGUGUUUUAUACAAUAUAUUCCAAAUAGACUCUAGUCAGUCUCGCAGUGAGCAGGUUUGGAGUACUAUAGAGAAAUUCGUACAACAAGUCACACAUACAGACACUAACAAAGGAGCGAACAAGCCUGCUGUUGGAAGAACUCCUUCUCUUAAUUUAAUAUCUACAGUACAAGUAGAAAGUAAGGAACAUAGGGGGACCCAGACAGAAUGGGACACAACAACUGCUCCAAACUUCUCUCGUGGAGGUCUUUUACGAGGCAAGAGUUUAUCGACAGAAGCAAAACAUACAAUAUCUGAAAAGUUAAAGCAAGCAACAGCAGAAUACAGAACGGCAGAAAUUUCUUCUUCAAAUUCGUUAGAGUCUGGUGCCAUUGUAACAGCACCACCUCCCCCGCCGCCGCCGCCGCCACCUCCAGCGCCCGGGGCACCUAUUCCUCCACCGGGUGUGGGUGUUCCACCACUGCCACCUCCUCCACCUCCUGGAAUUGGUGUCCCACCACCACCCCCUCCCCCUCCUGGUCCUGGUGGUGUCCCUCCACCACCUCCAGCACCACCGGGCAUCGGAGGAGUUCCUCUUCCACCACCACCACCACCCGGAGGUGUUCCUUUACCGCCUGGUGCACCUCCAGCACUUGGUGGCGUUCCAAGAGCUGUAGAACCACUUCCACCUCCGAUAUGUACACCAGAUCCACACUGUAAACUCAAACACAUUACGUGGAAUAAAAUACCAAAUGCUUCAUUCAACAAAGAGAGUGUUUGGGGUGAUGUUCUGAAAAUGAAUGACAAAAUAAAAGUGGAUUACGAUGAGUUGGAAAGAUUGUUCGCUGACAAAGAAAGAGCUCCUAUGAGGACAGAGCUACAGCUGGAUCAGAAAAAGUCACUUAUGAAGCGACUGUCUUCAAACGAAGUAUCGCUCUUAGAUCCAAAGAAAAGUAUGAACGUCAACAUAUUUCUGAAACAGUUCAGAAAACCGAUAGAGGUUAUCAUUGAAUUGCUAAGGUCUGGAGAUCCGCGAGCUUUCGGUGUGGAAAAGCUGAAGGGACUGUCCAAAGUGCUGCCACAGAUAGAUGAGAUUGAAUUAAUUCAACACUAUGAUGGGAGUAUUGAAAAGCUUGGAGAGGCUGAGAAAUUUUACUUCCACUUGAUACAACUUUCAAACUUUAAUUUUCGAAUUGAAGCCAUGCUUCUGAAGGGUGACUUUAAUGCACAGCUAGGUUCCGUCAGACCUAACUUUCAAGUUCUCCACACCGCAUGUCGUCGUCUUUUUGACAAUCAUUCACUGAAAAAUUUUCUUCGAUAUGUUUUACAUACUGGGAACUUCUUGAACAAGGGAAGUGGUUCAGGGAAUGCACUGGGUGUCCGCAUAAGUUCUCUCGAGAAGCUUAUGAACACCAAGUCGAGCACCUCCAAAAGAACUCUUCUGCAUUACUUGGUGGAGACGGCGGAACAAAAGGACCCGGAUGCGCUUGGUUUUGUGGACACUCUACUAGAACCUUUACAGAAGACCUCAAGGUUUACCAUGGAGGGCAUUACAGCAGAAUUCAAUCAGUUGAGGAAAUUAGUGAAUAGACUUAAACGUCAGAGUGAACAUGUAGAGGAUGACGUGAAAGCACAGUUUGCAGAUUUCCUGGAGGAAGCUGAUGGAGACCUGGAGGAGACCCAGGAUGUGAUUGACAGAAUCCGUAAGCAGUCCAGUCGUCUGGCACAACACUACUGCGAAAAUGAGAAAACCUUCAACCUGGACGAAUUCCUGGCCACAUUCAGACAACUGUGCGAAAAAAUGAAAGCAUGUCAACAGGAGCUGGAAUCCCAACGCCAACAAGAAGAGACAGCGGAGAAGCGACGUAAGGCACAAGAGGACAUGAUCGAAAGGCGAAAAAGUUCUCAUAAUCCCUCGGCUAAAGCAGAAGACAGGAAGAUCGUGGACAAUAUUGUGGACGAGAUUCGUCGCGGUAAAGUGUUACGGAGACUGUCCCUGAGGAAAAAGACCCCAACCAGUAUCACGGGAGGAGUGGGCCGCUUGUGAGGGGGGGGGGGGGGGUAGCGGGGAAAAGCAAGGCGUAAUCAUCCAUUCACGGACCAGAGAGAGAGAGAGAGAGAGAGUGUGUGUUUGUACAUUUGUAUGUGUGUUUGUACAUUUGUAUGUGUGUUUGCCAAGAUGAAUGUCAAUGCUUGUUUUUUGUAAUUUAUUUCAACAGUUAAAAUUAUCCAAAUUGCUUAUACUGCAGUAUUGUUUUUAAAAUAAAAAACAGAAUUAAAAAAUCAAUUAUUUAUUUAAUUUCACAGCUGUAAAUGAUUGUACUAUAACAAUACCAUUCACGUAUUGUACAAUGGUGAGGCUGUGAUGAUGGGUAAAUCUUUCGGUUUGGUACAAAGUCGACUGAAAUGUAAGAAAAUUGAUUUCUCGUUUCAAUUCGUUCAAAUUAACUAUAGUAUACCAUGUCAAGCUUUCCCUCUCUGUUCCAGUGAAUGACUGGUCCUGUCUGGCUGCAAACAAAUGCGGAGAUAAUUCCAGUUUCUUUGGUUCCCUUUGACGAUACGAAACGACAAACCUGGCAUAUUUUUUGAAUUUCGUAAAUCUUGCCUUUUGACAUUUUAGGGUACAUUGCUCGACAUGAAAUUGUUCAAAUUUUGUACAUUUUUACGAAAAGUUCAUUAAUAGUAUUCGGUUAAAAAAAUGAUUUUUCAUUUCCAAUAAAGUUGUGCAAAAUAGAAA